GCGCCAAAUUUGCUUCCAUCAUGGUAAAAUUUUUGUGAGUUCUCUUCAUUUUUCAAUUAAAAGUAUAUUGUAAAAGACUUGAAGAGCAACCUCUCCGUCUUAUUUCGAUGGAUCACAGGGAAGAACCUGAUUUCUUACUGAGCGGGGAAACUGCAGGAGCCGACGAGAGUGAUGAAGAAAUUGAAGUUACUGCCGCUGAGGUUCUCGUUCAACUUGAAAAUGUAAGAUCGAUUUCAGUAAUUGUUUUCCCUUUUUUAUCGAUAAGGCUGACCGAUUCUCUAUUUUAACGACUAAAAUGUCACCUAAACAGAAGCAUAACUUUAUCGUGGGUUUUGUUUUAUUGUAAUUUACACCGUGAUCAUAAUUUCAGUAUAUACCAGUUGGGCCGUUUCUUCAACGAAGUCGAACUCUCGCCGCGGCUUUAGACAAUCAAUGCACCUCGAGAUUUCUUUACAUGUGCUUUGUUUGAAACGAAUACAUGUCUUUGCUCCUAUAUAAACCUUCUUCAUAUUCAUCGCGAAAAUCAGUGUUAAGAUAAUUCGUUUCAACACAUUUGGUCAAGCAAGAACCACAGCAAACAACCAAAUAACUGUGUGCAUACUGAUGUAAGGGGUUCAUUGGAAGCCUCGCCCAUUGUUUAUCCCCACGCCUCCUCCAGAAUUUGAAUGGUUCAUUUUUUUUUGCCAGCACCUCUGAAAAAAUACUUGAUGGGUCCAAACUUGUUGGCUUUCUUUAGGUGAAUCCCCUUUGCCCAAAAUUUGCCAUCUUUGGGGUGGGGGUGGUGAUAAAAAAAAUUAUGGUGUGUCGUCAACCCAUUAGAAGAUGAUGGAGAGUGAACAUGAAACCCUCUUGAGAUACUCAAAUGUUCUUUACUCUUAAUCACUGGCAACUAACAAUAACCUCAAAAUGCCCAUCACCUCCAACUCUUCAAUCAGCAAGGAAUGUCAGAUUUCAGGGUUUCAAGGCAGUGGAUUUCUUGUUAACCUUAAUCUUUAGAGAGGUGGACAUUUCCAAGCAUUUAUGGCACAAGGAAGUUAUAGUGAUCUUUCAGUAACCACUACUUUGUAUCUCCUAGGCCUGGAUGAAUGAAAAAUUUGCUCCUGAGCUUUUGGAAAGCAAAGCAGACCUCGUAGAGUGCAUGCUGGAUCAGAUCAAAGAAAUGGUGAUUUUAGAAAUGAAUAUUUGACUUUAGUUUGUGUUAUGUCUUAUUAUAUUUCUUAGUUAGUUGCUAUGCUCUGACAAGUCAAUUUAGCAGGCUGUAAAUUCAAAAUUUUGUUCAAGUUGAAAUGUUCCUCAGAGAUAUAAUAAAUUUCUUACUAACCUAGUUUUCUUGGUGUGUACUGACUGUAAGUUACAAAACCUAAUUUUUUUCCACCGGGAUUUAUGGUUUGUGUGCUUUACACUUGGGUCAUAAAUCAGAGCAGAAAAAAAUUGGUCUGUAACUUACAGGUCAGACCUUGAACAUGGUUAAGAGGUAUGUAUACUUUUCAUAUUCAAAGACCUAAUAAUUUGACUUUGCUCACUUCUGUUAUCAGUUCCUAUCCACAUAUCAGCACUUUAAGCUGUGACUGUUUAGUACCUCUUAUCACCGCCUUAAAUCACUUGGAAUUCUUGAAAAUUCAACCAGUAAAAGGAUUGAAAAUUCCUAAAAUAAUAAAGGGGACUGGCACUGUAGUCAGUUACUUAAUUUUAUUUAGUAAUACUAAUGUUACCCCUUAGUUUAUCAGUUUUUGUUUUUGUGUCAGGAAGGAAAUUUAAAGAAAAUAAAGCAGGGAGAUGUUGUAGCAUCAUUGCAUAAAUUAGAGGUGAGACUGAUAUUUUCUCACACAAUAAAACACUCUUCACAUUGCCUCUAAAAUGUGGCCUGUGAACUACUUUGAAUUGUUCUGCAUCGUCAAAGUUAUCAAUUAUUUAAGCUGUGAACAGCAGUUUAUAGCUACACGUGACUUAUUCUUGCUUUAUUUCAUAGAUUGACAGAAUACGAUUUGUACUGUGUAGUUACACAAGAACAAGGUUAGAAAAGGUAAGUAUUAUAUCACUGUCACACAAUUUCAAGUUUUUGCUGUUGUUUUCAAGCUUCACUAUGUUGUGAAAUUUUAUCUUCUAGAUUGAAAAGCAUGUUGUCCAUGUGCUUGAACAGGAAGCAGCAAGAGAAGAAAAUGAACCCUCAUGUUUGUCUCCAGAAGAACUUCAGUAUGCCAAGGAGUGAGUCAACUGGCUAUCUCGCUUUAAAUAGUAGACAUCUCUGGGUUGUGGAUUUGAUUAUUUUGCAGUUUAACUUAAACAAUGCUGAGGUAUUUCUUUUAAGUGUAAAAGUGUUAAACUAAGCUAAAAAAAUGCUUCUCAACAAAUAAAUUUAAUUUUUGUUUUUAAAGAUAUGCAGACAACAUGGAAGGUCUGUUGAAAUCAUUGGCAUUGCAACACAUGCCAGCCAACAUGCAGAAUAUUGAUAGAAAAAAAGCAGGUGAGUAUGAAUAUUAAAAGGGAGCUUCCACUUAGGGCUCACUAUUAAGAUACUGUUAUGUUGAAGAGCUGUUGUUUUGUUAAAGAGGACAAAGAGUCCCAAAACGUUUUUCUUAUUGUCUUAGCACAUAUGUUUUUAAUGGAUCAAUUAAACCAUAUUUUUUACCUUCUGCAAUCUGCUAAUGAAUUGAAACUAACCUCUAGUCAUUAUGACACAUUGUAGUGUGUCAUUGGCUUAAAGCUAUCUUAAUUUUGCAAAAAAAGAUUUUAUUAUACUGAUUGUACUUUGGUAAUGAAUUUACUGAGGUCACUAAAUUCACUUUUAAGUGAAAAGCACAGCCUACUAACAUACAAGAGUUUUUUUGUUAGAGUCUGUAGUGUUGCUAUGGUAGCCUUCCAUGUGAAAAAAAUAUCACAAUUAUUCAACAGUAGUUGGUCAAAAGUUUCAAAUAGUUAAAAGGAAAAAUAAUAAGAGACAUGACAGCAUUGGGUCAUGAACUAAUAAAGGUUAGAUUAUAAUGGAAAAGUUUUAAGCUGUGUUAAAGGAAAAGGUGGCAAAUUUCUUGUUGCACUGAUGUUAGGACGCUGUUCAAUGCCUAUAUUAUUUCUUGCAACAGUUGAAAAUCACCUUUAGUGUAUGACCCUUCAAAUAUAGUUGUCACCAUGUGGGGCAAAGAGUGAUUGUUAUCAAAUGAAUUUCUUUUCAGUUCCACGGCCAAACAUGGACAAAUAUGUGUUUUUAAAGGUUCUGGAAAAUCAGGAACAAAUCAUGAUAGAUCCUGAGUGAGUAUUAUUAGUGCAACCCUAACUUUGUGCGACUUGUAGGUCCACUUCAGCCUUGAAGAUCGACUGUAUUCAAACUUCAUGUAUUCUCUUACUAAUUCAUCUGCAGUUGCAAAAUGGAUAAAUUCCGUGACCUCGUGCUGCUAUUGAUCUUACACUCACUAUUGUUACCUUCCUUUGCUUGUUUUCAUAGUGAGGAACCCAUUGACUUAGAGGACAGAGCACAAUAUAUCAUGCGUUACAGCGCUGUAGCACCACUUCUCACCAAUGGAUCCGUAUCUCUUCUGUGAUACUUGGAUGAACUGUGUUUUGUCUGUCUACUUUGACUGAGAUGUUUAAUGUUUACAAACAGUGAUUGCAGACAAAAGAUUUUCGGCUGCGAUUUUAACUUUGUAGGUUGCUUGAGGGAACUGGAUAGCCGAGAGGCUUCGCGUAAGAAAAUUCAUGAGCGAAAUUUUUAUCCACUUUCCUCAAUUCCUAUUUUCAAGCAAGUUUCCCUCGACGCCUUAUUACAGUAUAACUAUUGUUUUCUUUAUUACAAGUGAAAACGGUUUUUUCUUUCUUUGAAAGAGAGAAGAUUCAUCAAUACUUCAAUUCUUUCUGGUCACUGGAGUUAAAAAUCUUUGCUCGCCAGACUCUCCCGGCAUUCCUGUACAACGUAGUGCCCUUUGCAACAAUCCUAUGGAGAGAGAGAUUGCGUGCAACUUAGACCAAAAAUUUUGCUGCUCUCCAACACCUGAGAGGAGAUAGAGGUGUUGAAACCCAUAUUGCAUAAUUAGGGAGAGUGUCUCCCUUUUUUCUUCGGCUCAAGAACGUCGUUUUUUUCUGCUUGUCGCAACGUGCGAAUUUUUGAAGUAUUAUUUUGCAAGAUAUAGCUGAUCUCCUCUAUUAUGCAACCAGCGAAUUUUGACCGAAUUGUGGAAAAUAUAGCACUUUGAUGUAGUUAUUACAAGAACGGAAACUUUGGGAAAUUUAUACAAAAGUUUUUGUACUAAUUAACAUCAGUAUGGCUGAGUGGAACUAAUUUCAAAAGCGUCCAAUAGAGUUCUUAG
This is a messenger RNA of Pocillopora meandrina, 4298 nucleotides long. NCBI's taxonomy places the organism in Eukaryota, Metazoa, Cnidaria, Anthozoa, Scleractinia, Pocilloporidae. The record is from the annotation of a GenBank genome assembly.